CAGUCAUUCAGAGGUACAGCUGGCACAGCACGAUCGUUUCAUCCUGCUGAGAGGCAGAGGGGAUGAGGGAGGACGGGGUCUGGAAGGACAGAUCCCCUCUCCAGUCUGCUCAGCUGUGCCACUCACCUGCAGAUGGGACCUGUGUGAUGUUGUCAGCCCAGGAGAAAUGUGGACUGGUGUUUUCCUUGACCUUCCUUCACCUUGGCGGAGAGCAAAACGGAUCUGGUUGUUAACUCCCCACCUCUUCGGCACUGGGACAGCGAGAAAAGUUCAACGUCGCUUGUGGUGGGAGUGAGGGAAGCAGGGACGGUUUGCAGUGGGUUUGUAUAUUAAGCUGUCGUAUCAAAGGCGAGCUGCAGGCUGACAAGAAAUGUAACCUGAGGAGAAAGGACACUGGUGCGUUUGAGCACGCUGAAGGAUUCUUGCAUGACCUGUCACUCUUUCAGUGCUGUAGCCUGAGCAGGUCUUACUGGUUUUUUACCGAGGUGGUGGGAGCUGAAUGGGGUGUGGGCUCGUUUCUAUUCGUCCACAGACAUCUCUGCGAUCUUCUUUUAUCUUUUAUAAUUCCCCCCUGGAUAUAACUCAGAGAAAUAGUGGCCAUCGAGUUUGCUGCCACCUGGGCUCAGCCCAGCUGAACCAAUUUUGGAGGAUACCUUUGCUGCAACCCUCGGGACGUGCUCCUAGGAGGAGGAGAAGAUAAAACAGUUUGGCAUCGUUGUUGGAGCUUGAGGAAAAACAUUGCUUUUGACUCCAGAGCGAGUGACCAGGAAGAUCCAUGUGAUGUCCUGAUCUCCCCCAUUUGCCCUGCUGAGCAUGGGGUAGCAGCGGCUGACCAUGGUGGUCACCCAGUUAGAACUGGAGCUGUGCUUUCAUGGCCAGAAACUGAGAGGUUUCACCUGCAAGCUAACCAGGUCAGCCAGUGGAUUUCUCCCAGAGACGUCGUUCUCCAUUGCCUCCCAGAUUUUCGUGCCCUUCCUUCUGGCUGGCUUGGGCAUGGUAGCUGCUGGGCUCUUGAUGGAUGUUGUCCAACACUGGGAGGUGUUUCGGACGAUUACAGAAGUUUUUAUCCUGGUUCCUGCCUUGGUUGGCCUGAAGGGUAAUCUUGAGAUGACACUGGCAUCCAGGCUCUCUACUGCUGCUAAUACUGGACAGAUGGAUGAUGCUCAGAAGCAGUGGAAAAUGGCCACCUGCAAUUUAGCCCUUAUCCAGGUCCAGGCCACGGUGGUGGGACUCCUGGCUGCCGUUGCUGCUGUCAUCCUGGGAGCCAUCUCCAAGGGCUCUGUGGAGCUGAGCCAGGCAGCCGUGCUGUGUGCCAGCAGUGUGACCACAGCCUUCAUCGCUGCACUUUCCCUCGGUCUGGUGAUGAUUGGCGUGAUCAUCGGAGCCAGGAAAGUUGGGAUCAACCCAGACAACAUCGCCACACCCAUAGCAGCAAGCCUUGGAGACCUGAUAACCCUUUCCCUGCUGGCAGGAAUCAGCAGUACGCUCUUCAAGUACAUAGAUAUGAAAUACCUUUCACCUCUGAUCUGUGCCGUCUUCAUUAUCAUGAUCCCUCUCUGGGUUGCUAUUGCCAAGCAAAGUCCUUCCCUUGCUGAAGUUCUGAAGUCUGGAUGGCAGCCUGUCAUUGUUGCAAUGAGCAUCAGCAGCAUUGGUGGGCUCAUCUUGGACAAAACUGUAACUGACCCAAACUUUGAAGGCAUGGCAGUUUUCACACCUGUGAUUAAUGGUGUUGGAGGGAAUCUGGUCGCCAUCCAGGCCAGCCGUAUUUCCACAUUCCUACAUUUCUGGAGCAUGCCUGGAGUUUUGCCAUACAAGAUGAGGCAGAAUUGGCCCAAUCCAUGCACCACAUUCUUCUCAUCAGCUGCUGCGAUCACAGUUUGUCUGUUCUCUGCAGAGGUGAAUUCCAAGUCAGCCCGAGUCCUGUUCCUCCUGGUUGUCCCAGGGCACCUCGUGUUCCUCUACACCAUCCACCUGCUGCAAGGAGGCCACACAUCUCUGUCCUUCACCUUUGUGAUGUUUUAUCUGACUGCUGCUUUGCUGCAGGUGGGAAUCCUGCUCUAUGUGGCCGACCUCAUUGUGCGCCUGAUGUGGAGGAAGGCGUUGGAUCCUGAUAAUUUCUCCAUCCCCUACCUCACUGCCCUGGGGGAUCUCCUGGGCACUGGAUUCCUUGCCGUCUGUUUCCGUCUGGUUUGGCUCAUUCACGGUGCAGACAUGAACCUGGGCAACUGAAGGACUGCGUGCUGCUCCAUGUCACUGAUUUGACACGGCACAAUUCUCUGGGACAUUGGAGGCUGGGUUGGACCCCACCGCCUUGCCUCUCCUCCCCAUCGUGCCUUAAGCUGGGCUUGCCCGUCCGGAGGAGUCAGCACCCCCAGUCACCAUUGCAUGUGAGCAAGCUGGUUUUAAGCAGCACCCACUGCUCACAUCUGCACCCAGCCAGUGCAGCAUUAAGGAGAAUUUGGUCCCGUAUGGUGAUGAGCAUUUUGAUUGGCUUCAGUCCCCAGCACCAAGGCAGCCUGCAGGGCCACUCUAAAGCCUGCUGAAUUGGCUGCGUCCGAUCCUGUGAGUCCACGUCACAUCUCCGUCCAAAUCUCAUUCACAGUCCAAAUAGUUCAUUCACCCCUUUUCUCUCCCUGGAGGAGGAGAGCACCCUGGUCUUUAAACUUUUCCCCUCUCCAUCACUCAGACAUACGGGCUGUGAGCCCUGCUGGCUCCUGGUGGGAGGAUACAGAGACAGCUCCUACCUGCACAGCACCAUUGCUGCUGUCUGACCAGCUGGAUUGAUUGUGUUUUGGGAGCAGGAGCUUUGGGUUUGUUUUUACGGUUUAUGAAAUGUCCAUUAGUUAAAAUGUUUUUAGAAACGCACACACACAAAUAAAGUGGUUAAAAAAUGCCA
Molecule: messenger RNA, 2896 nt
Organism: Meleagris gallopavo (turkey)
Lineage: Eukaryota; Metazoa; Chordata; Aves; Galliformes; Phasianidae
Source: RefSeq, a predicted model, not a curated record